This is a messenger RNA of Dermochelys coriacea (leatherback sea turtle), 6786 nucleotides long. It is a transcript of the gene MICAL2, whose product is annotated as microtubule associated monooxygenase, calponin and LIM domain containing 2. Gene Ontology annotation, molecular function: FAD binding; protein binding. The transcript has 35 exons. NCBI's taxonomy places the organism in Eukaryota, Metazoa, Chordata, Testudines, Dermochelyidae. Bases 336 to 6131 code for a protein of 1931 amino acids. The record is from RefSeq and is a predicted model, not a curated record.
GCUGCCCAGGCCGGGCGCCGGGCUCCCCACGUGCAAGGCGCGGUGACAGCGGGCCGGGGCAGGAACCUUCUGCCGCCCGCUGAUUGGCCCGGGGCUCGGCCGGGGCCACGCCCAGCUCUACUGCUCUCCGCCCGGGCCGGCGGCCGGGGCAGAGUCGCUGGGCUGCGCCCUAGCUGGUGCCCGCGUCGAGCCCGGCUGGUCCCCCCCCCCCCCCCGCCCAACAUGCUGAGCCGGGUGCCCGGUGUAAUAAUCUUGGAAGUACCUGAAAAUAUCUGUCACCUGUAUCAGAGCACCACAGUUCAAGUUUAGUCCUUUCUACACACACUGCUCAGAACAUGGGGGAAAAUGAUGAUGAAAAGCACAGCCAAAGUGGCCAGAUAUUUGAAAAUUUUGUACAAGCAUCAACAUGCAAAGGUACCAUUCAGGCCUUUAAUAUCCUCACCCGUCAACUUGAACUAGAUCCGUUGGACUACAGAAAUUUCUAUACUAAAUUGAAGUCAAAGGUAACCACCUGGAAGGCCAAAGCUUUGUGGAACAAGCUUGAUAAAAGAAUAAGUCAUAAAGAAUAUAAGCGAGGAAGAUCUUGUAUGAACACUAAGUGUCUGAUUAUUGGAGGUGGUCCAUGUGGUUUGCGGACUGCCAUAGAACUUGCCUUUCUGGGAGCCAAGGUUGUGAUUGUGGAGAAGCGGGACACUUUUUCAAGAAACAAUGUGCUGCAUCUCUGGCCUUUUACAAUUCAUGACCUCCGGGGUUUGGGAGCAAAAAAAUUUUAUGGAAAAUUCUGCGGAGGAUCUAUUGACCAUAUCAGUAUUCGACAACUUCAGCUUAUCCUCUUCAAAGUUGCACUUAUGCUGGGAAUUGAAAUCCACGUGAACAUAGAGUUUGUGAAAGUUCUGGAACCUCCUGAAGAUCAGGAAAACCAAAAGAUAGGUUGGCGGGCUGAAUUUCUCCCAAUGGAUCACCCUCUGUCAGAGUUUGAAUUUGAUGUUAUUAUUGGUGCAGAUGGUCGCAGGAACACGUUAGAAGGUUUUAGAAGGAAGGAGUUUCGUGGAAAGCUGGCUAUAGCUAUCACAGCCAACUUUAUCAACAGAAACACAACUGCAGAAGCCAAGGUGGAAGAAAUUAGUGGUGUCGCUUUCAUCUUCAAUCAAAAAUUCUUCCAGGACCUUAAAGAGGAAACGGGAAUUGACCUGGAGAAUAUUGUUUACUACAAAGAUAGCACUCACUAUUUUGUAAUGACAGCAAAAAAGCAGAGUCUUCUGGACAAAGGAGUGAUUAUCAAUGACUUUAUUGAUACCGAGAUGCUUCUCUGUGGGGAAAACGUAAACCAGGAUAAUCUGCUGUCAUAUGCAAGGGAAGCUGCAGACUUUGCAACCAAUUACCAGCUGCCUUCCUUGGAUUUUGCGAUUAAUCACUAUGGGCAGCCAGACGUGGCUAUGUUUGAUUUUACUUCCAUGUAUGCCUCUGAAAAUGCUGCACUAAUAAGAGAAAGGCACAGACAUCAGCUCUUAGUUGCCCUUGUUGGAGAUAGUUUACUUGAGCCCUUCUGGCCGAUGGGUACCGGCUGUGCAAGAGGCUUCCUAGCAGCUUUUGAUACAGCAUGGAUGGUGAAGAGCUGGGAUCAAGGAAAACCCCCACUAGAGAUCCUUGCUGAACGAGAGAGCAUUUAUCGACUAUUGCCCCAGACUACACCCGAAAAUAUCAACAAGAACUUUGACCAGUAUACCAUUGACCCAGGAACACGCUAUCCAAACUUGAACUCCAGCUGUGUUCGACCUCAUCAGGUUAGACAUCUGUAUGUUACAAAUGAGCUACAACAAUGUCCUCUUGAAAGGGUCAGCUCUAUUAGAAGAUCAGUGAAUGUCUCAAGGCAUGAAUCCGAUAUUCGACCUAAUAAGCUUUUAACCUGGUGUCAGAAACAGACAGAAGGCUACAGGAACAUUAAUGUCACUGAUCUCACUACUUCUUGGAGGAGUGGCCUUGGGCUGUGUGCAAUUAUGCACCGCUUCAGACCUGACCUCAUUGACUUUGACUCUUUGAAUGAAGAAAAUGUUGUUGAAAACAACCAGCUGGUGUUUGACAUCGCUGAAAAAGAAUUUGGAAUUCCUCCAGUCACCACUGGGAAAGAGAUGGCAUCUGCUGGAGAGCCUGAUAAGCUUAGCAUGGUCAUGUACCUCUCAAAAUUCUAUGAGCUAUUUAGAGGAACCCCUCUGAGAGCAGUUGAUGCUGUGGAUAAGCAAAAUGGAGAAAAUAAUGACCUUUGCUCAGCAAAAUCAUCAAACUUCAUCUUUAAUAGCUACAUCAAUUUAACGUUCCCAAGGAAGCGAGUACCAAAAGUUGAAAGGAGAGAAGAAAAUGAUAUGAACAAAAGGCGUCGAAAGGGCUUUGGUGGCUUUGAAGAGGCUUCAAGUUUUUCUAGUCGGGCGACAAUUUCUGGGAAAGAUCAGGGCGACAGAGAAGGAAUGAAUCAAAAUAAAGUCAAGUCAAUGGCAACGCAGCUGUUGGCAAAGUUUGAAGAAAAUGCCCCAAACACAUCUCUCCGGAGACAAGAGCUAGUAGAUAAAUCAGCCCUGCUAUUGUCCUCUGAUCCUCCUGCUAAUCCUCGCUUUACUAAGCCUAAGAAGCCAAGUCCUUCACCUCCACCAAAGAGUCAGUUUCAGGCAGUAGCUAGGACUGAACAUGCGGUCAGAGAGCCAAAGCAAUCUUUGCAUAGUUCUGAUCAUGUGGCCAGGGGAUCGAGAAUUAUAGAAAAAACAGACAUGCAAUCGAGGCUUUCAGAAACUCUUGCAUCUACCUGUCCUGCUGCAUUUGUGAUUUCUGGAGUGCUUAAACGCCUUCAGCAUGUGGAGGAAAAAAUUAAUCAGAAGAAAGCUCAGUCCGUAGCAAAUAGGGAAUUUCAUAAAAAGAACAUUAAAGAGAAAGCAGCUCAUCUUGCCUCAAUGUUUGGAUUCAUGGACUUACCAAAGAAUAAACUACCUAUUAAAGGCCUAUCUUAUUAUCAGCCCCCAACUCCCUCUUGCCUUCCAGCUCAUGAUUCAGCUGCUACUUCAUCUUCAUCAUCUAUUCACUCAGCUUCCCCUGCUGUUCAGUCUAGCAAGAUGACUGUAGGAAAGGUGUCGCAUGGAAUAGGUAUUGUGGCUGAAGUCCUUGUCAAUCUUUAUGUGAAUGACCACAGGCCCAAGCCACAGUUUUCCUCCCCAGAACUGCAGGGAUCUCUGCGAAAAGAAUUUCCUCAGACUAUAGGUGGCAGAGACAUCUGUUACUUCUGCAAGAAACGGGUAUAUGUCAUGGAGCGGCUGAGUGCAGAGGGCCACUUCUUUCAUAGGGAAUGCUUUAAGUGUGAUGUAUGUUCUACAACGCUCCGCCUAGCAAUCUAUGCUUUUGAUGUAGAACAAGGUAAAUUUUACUGCAAACCUCAUUUUACACACUGUAAAACAAGCAAUAAGCACAGGAAAAGACGAUCUACAUUAAAGAUGCAAGAGAAAGUGGAAACAGAAAUGUGGACGCAAGAGGAACCCAAGCACCCCGAAACCACCACAGAAAGUACUUCUACUACUGUUAGCGUUCCAGAAGACAGGCCCCCAGACUACUACCUCAAUAUAGCAGAUGAACCUACCUCUCCUAAGAAGCCUAAGAAUGCCCCUGAGCACUAUGACUUAGAGAGCAGGUGUUCGGCCUUUUCCUCCGAUUGGACUUCUGUGAGAAUCAUCCCAGAGGAAGAAAUGACAGAGCACAACCUUCUGGCCAUUCGAGUCAUGGUAACCAGUGAUGGGAGCAGUUCAGAGCUGGAAUCUGAUUUUUAUGGUGACUCAUCGAAUUCUGAAAUUAGCGAAGGACAGAUCUCAUUGCCUGAGCCUGUGUCCUAUACAAAUCCCAUAAAAGAUCAUGCAUCACUGACCACAAGUUCUGUGAAGGAAGAGGAGUGCUGUGAAAAGUCCAAAGCUGCUGAUGCACUACAAAGAGCUAAUAGUUUCCACUCCUCUACGCUGAAUAAAUACCAGAAUUGGAGAAGAAAAAUUCAGUCUAAUUUCCCUCUACUGUACAGCAAGAGAGCUGGGCUUCAUUCACAAGAGAGCUCUGCCAGAUCUCAGAGUGCUCUUGAAGAUGAUGUAUCCCAAUCACAGUUGACAUCUCUCAGCAAACCACCAGAAAUUGCAAGAGGACUUUUCAAACACUACAUCCCAGUGUUUCAAAGAAAGCCAAAAGCCAAAGAGACACCUGAAGAAAUCUGUCGAUAUGUGCCCCAUCACCCAUUUCAGAACAGUACUACUAGAUCUCCAUUGAUGCAUUCUGGAAAUGUUACUUCAGUUGCUAAUGUAUAUAAGCAUAAAGAUGAAAAUGAUAACAAUAAGGAAUAUAAUGUAAGUAACUUGCAUGAGAGUGAAGAAUGUACCACCAGAACAAGGGCCUUCAACAGAAAAAUUAUAGAUUUGUCCUCUCUAGACACAGAAAAAAAAUAUGAAAGAAAUCCAAGACAGCUGAAAGAACAGCCUGACCUAGAAAUAAAUGCAAUAAAAAAACAGAUAAGGAAAAAAUUAAUGCUUGGUACAGAGCAGCAAUCCAAAUUACUUGAUAUGAAGAAUGCAGAUCUAGGUGGAACAAAACCAGAACAUCCAAGCAAAGGAAUGCUGGAAAUUUCAGAAUGGAAGGAUGAUGGUAAUAGGAGAAAAAACAUAUUCAACCAAUCCAGUCUUUCUGUGCCUCUUCCACUUGCAAAUGAUGCUUUGCCAACUUCGUCAGACACAAAAGAUAUUCCAAAGAGUACAGACAGUUUUGUAGAAGAACAUCUGUCUAGUCGACCGAAAUCACCAUUGAGACUAAUUGCCAGUGCAAUAAAGAGAUCCAUUCUAGAACCUCUUGUCUCUCAUCCAGAAAGCAUAAAAAAGAGCCCAGACAGUAAAGCCAACCCUACUUCAGAACACACCUUUUUCAGUCCCCCUAACACUUUUGGCCAUUCUGUAUGUUUAAGGAACAAUAACGGUAAUGGAGAAUAUGACCGACAACCACAAGAAUCUAAUGUACUGGAAACUAGAAGCUCAGUCAUAAACUCACCUAGUCUUUCCUGUAGUCUUGAAGAGAAAUCUUCAUGUGAUUUCACAGAGGUCGUAUUUCCAGUUUCCGGUUUGCAUACGAGUCCUUCCAAAGCUGCUGUUAAGUCUGAAAAUUCAUCUGGUGUGAAGAUGGAGGAUGUACCCAGACUCCUAGAAAAGUUUACUCUUAAAGAGACUUCACUGAGGUCUUCCACUGAUGACUUAUGUAUUUGUAACCAGAAGAACCUUCUUAUUUCAUCUCUAAGGCUCAAGAACAAAACUUCCGAGGACAUCCUUGGAGAUCCUGAACAAAUGAAUGAUAUCUGCUUGCUCUUUAGUAACUUGAGGAAUAAAGUCAAUGAAAGGGAAAAGAACAAUUCCUUAAAGUCAUCUAUUUCCUUCAUUAACAACUUUUCCCCAGAAAAAGUGCUAAAUAAUAUUUCCACUGAUGAGGACUCAGGCUCUGAACACCUAUCUGUCAAAAAACAAGUGACUGCAUCUUGUUCUUCUUCCUCUGAUGGUGAAUUUGAACACAAGCCUUCAAUAGCACUCAAGGCAAAAAGGACCCUUAGAAGAAGGAAAAAACUAGAAAAGGAAACAAAGCAACUGGUUAAACAAGAGGAGCUGAAAAGACUUCAUAAAGCCCAGGCUAUACAGCGCCAACUGGAAGAAGUGGAGGAAAGACAGAGGGCCCUUGAGAUAAAUGGUGUUAAACUGGAGAGGGAACUGCGAGGAGAAUCAGAUUCAGGCACACAGGAUGAAACUCAGCUGUUACAUGAAUGGUUUGAGCUGGUCCUGGAGAAGAAUAAAUUGGUGCGUUAUGAGUCUGAGCUCUUGACCAUAGCCCAGGAACUAGAACUGGAGGAUCACCAAAGAAGAUUGGAGCAGAAACUGAGAGAGAAAAUGGCCAUUGAUGAUAGCCUAAAAAAUGAACAAGAACUGAACAAGGAGCAUGAAAUUUUUACUGAGAUGAUGGAAGUGAUUGAAGAAAGGGACAAACUUGUGUCUUCCUUAGAAGAGCAGAGACUGAAGAAAAAGGCCGAAGAUCAGCACUUUGAAAGCUUUAUAUUAUCUAAGGGUUAUCAACUCAGCAGGACUUAGCCACAUGCAAAUGUAUGGAACUUUAGCUAUAUUAACCAACAUGGAGACGGUUCUUUGGCAAAGAUCUGGCUGAAACUGAAGGAAUCAUAUCAUUUUAACAUCAAACACUUUUAAACAGGCUUUUUGCUUGCACAACAGUGUCUCUAGUUCCACAGAUAAUUACAGGAAGAAACAUUGCAAUCUCAUUGUCAACAAAAAGGGCUAGUCAUCUUGUGAGAUGGAAAAGAACUGAAUUCACCUGUGUGAUGGACAGUAUGUGAAAAUUACACUGGAGCUGUCCAUUGUUUUUCUUUUCUCUGUAAUUUUAUUUUAAAUCUGAGAACAGAGUUCCUAGAGACAUAACUACAUGAUCUGGUACUUUUGAAACAGCAACAUUUUCCAUUCAUUUGUCUGAAUCUGUGUGUAUUUUUGUUUGUUUUUGCAUGGUUGAGCCACAAUGAACUGUAUUCAAGUGUCAAAUAAGCAUUAGGUUAGUGUUUAAAAUGUAUUUCUAAAGGAGAAGGGGAAGAGUCUUUAGAAUACUGAGUACACACAUUGUAAAUAACAAGUGUAAAUGCAAGGUCAGGCAAAUUUAAUUAUCAGGUGUAUUUGCAAGCUGAAUGCACUGUAUUAUUGAAUGAGGACUUAAUACCAUAUUAAAACCUUACAUUAUGUA